Necator americanus (New World hookworm) is the source of this 606-nucleotide messenger RNA. RefSeq lists its product as uncharacterized. The transcript has a single exon. The coding region runs from base 1 to 606 and encodes 201 amino acids. The record is from RefSeq and is a predicted model, not a curated record. NCBI's taxonomy places the organism in Eukaryota, Metazoa, Nematoda, Chromadorea, Rhabditida, Ancylostomatidae.
AUGAAUGACGGUACACUUGUCAUUCGUGAAGAAAAGGUUCCGUCGCAAAAUGUAGGCAGUGUUGGUUUUGUUUUGCGCCCAUCUGUCGUCUAUCUUGUCGAUUCUCACGAGAUCCUGUCAUCUCGUCUGAUCAUUCUUCGCCUCCGCCCUCUGCGCCAAAAACCCAUCAGCAUCAUCAACUGUUACUCACCAACAUUAGCCAAUGAUUCCGAAUGGGAUGCGUUCUACGAGGAGCUGGAGAAACUGAUCUGCAACGAGAAGACCUCCUACAAAGUCGUUGUCGGAGACUUCAAAGCAAAGCUAGGAAAGGGUACAGAAGAGGAAUACUGGAUCGGAAGAUUUGGACUAGAGGACAGGAAUGAAAAUGGCAAAUGUCUCACCGAAUCGUCCAUUGACGCGACUCGUGCGAAGAUCGACCAGACAUGCGAAGACAUUUUGAAACUCUUCAGUUUCCUCAUACAGUCGCGAAGAUGUUCCACAAGCCGAUCAUUUUCGUUAUCGAUGUUGUCCAUGACCAUACCUUCCCAAAAGCCGACAAGCAAAGCUAAGAGCCCAGUCGAUGGGAGUUCGCUUUGUGAACUUGGCAGGUUUCUCCUCUCCGCGUGA